This is a messenger RNA of Apiotrichum porosum, 3729 nucleotides long. RefSeq lists its product as uncharacterized. Bases 1 to 3729 code for a protein of 1242 amino acids. Gene Ontology annotation, biological process: copper ion homeostasis; monoatomic cation transport. The record is from RefSeq and is a predicted model, not a curated record. Gene Ontology annotation, cellular component: membrane. The transcript has a single exon. Gene Ontology annotation, molecular function: ATP hydrolysis activity; ATP binding; copper ion binding. Lineage: Eukaryota; Fungi; Basidiomycota; Tremellomycetes; Trichosporonales; Trichosporonaceae.
AUGAGCGCGCUCCCAACUCACCUCCCGACAGCGUCCCUGAUGGUGGCCAACAUGCACUGCCCGUCGUGUGUCGAGGCCAUCACCGAGCUGCUCGCCAACAUUCCCGCCGUGGUCAACUUGAGCGUGUCGCUCCUCCUCAACCGCGUCACGUUCUCAGUCGACACGAGCAUCUCGUCUUCGUCCUCGUCCAACCCAUCCAACUACGAGCGCAUCGUGGACCAGGUCCAUCAGGUCCUCACCACCGAAGGUGGCUUUGUCGUCACGGACGAGAACGCGCCAGUCGUCGCCACUCCCGAGCCCGUGUCCCCGAAGGCUGUGUCCAGGCCUCUCGCAUGGCUGUCGCGUAGCAACCGCCGUGCGGUAAAGGAAAACAAGGUCGCUGACGAACGUCGCCGCCGCCACCUCGAGGGCUGUGAGGCGUGUCGUCUCGAAGCCGAGGCUGCAGAGAAGGGCCAAGGCGCGCCGCCGACGGUGCCCCAGGCCCAGCCCGCAGACCAGGUCUUGGUCACGACACUCAGCAUCGAGGGCAUGACAUGUGCGUCGUGCACGAGCUCCAUUAAAGCGGGACUAAAGUCUCAUCCGGCUGUUCUGAACGCGGACGUCGCGCUGCUCAGCUCGAGCGCGACGGUGCGGCACCACGCGUCUCUCGCCCCCGCCGAGCUCGUCGAGAUGAUCGAUGACACAGGCUUUGAGGCAGAGGUCAUUGAGAGUCAUCCCGAGGCCAAGGCCGUGGCCGUUGCCGACGACGAGCCUGCGCUCGACGGCGACGCACUCGUCCGCACCACACUCAGUAUUGAGGGCAUGACCUGCGCGUCUUGCAGUUCCGCCAUCGACCGCGCCCUGCGCCAGCUGCCCGAGGUGACCGACACUGCCAUUGACGUGCUGGGUAACAAGGGCAUCAUUACACACCGCGCAUCACUCUCAGCGGCCGCGAUCCAUGAGAUUAUCGAGGACGUGGGCUACGACGCGGCAGUGGUCGCCACCGUCCCCGUCGAACCGCUCAAGCCCACCGGACCGUCCAAGGACGGCACCCGCUCUGUUACUGUUCGCGUGCAGGGCGUGUUCUGCAACAACUGCAUCACCCAGCUCAACCACCACCUCGCCACUAUGCCCGUCAAGUCGUUCACACCGCUCUCGUUCCACAACCCCGUCACGACGGUCACCUAUGUCCCGCACCACCCGUUGACGAUCCGCGAUAUCCUGAGUGGCCUGUCAAACGUCGCGCCAGAGUUUGACGCCGCGGUCGCCCGCACGCAGUCGCUGUCGGAGCGCUCACAGGAGAUCCAGCGGCGUGAAGUCAAGCUUUUGGCAGCACACCUCGCUGUGGCGUUCAUCUUUGCGAUUCCGACGUUUAUCAUUGCGAUCGUCUCGAUGGUUCUGCUCCCCAUGUCCAGCCCGUUCCGCCAGUUCUGGGACAAGCCCGUGUGGGGCGGUGCCAACCGCGGCACCGUUGUCUUGUGGGCGCUCGCCACGGUCGUUCAGUUUGGUGUUGGUAGGCUCUUCUACCAGCGCGCGUUGAACGCACUGUGGUCCCACCUCCGCUGGCUGCUCCCGCCGUUCCUCCGUCCUGCGUCCAUGCGCAGGUCGUCUGCUGCUGCCUCUGGGCGCAAGUUUUCAUGGCGCAGCCUGUUUUCGUUUGGAUCCAUGGACCUCCUCGUCUCGCUCUCCACCACUGUCAGCUACUUUGCCUCGAUCGCCAUGCUCGCCCUCGACGUCAAGGCCGGGCCCGACGUCAUGACCAUUGGGACAUACUUUGACUCUGGCGUGUUCAUCAUCAUGUUCAUUCUCCUGGGCCGCACCCUCGAGGCGUAUGCCAAGUCGCGCACCACCGACGCCGUCGCUCUGCUCGGGACCCUCCGUCCGCCAACCGCAUGGCUCGUCGAGGAGGGCAAGGAGGACUCGGCAGUCGAAGAGCUCAAACACAGCCUGGAGCGCCACAGUACCAGCUCUGAUGAGACGGCGAAUGGCAAGGGCUCUAUGGAAAAGACACGUUCAAGCGGCUCAGAGACACCUCCUGAUUCCUCGUCGUCGCCUCUCGCGCGCGAGAUCCCCGUCGACCACGUAGAGUACGGCGACGUCCUCCUCGUUCAUCCCGGCGCCCUGCCCCCGGCGGACGGCGUCAUCGUCUCUGGCCACACGACAUUUGACGAAUCCAGCCUCACCGGCGAGUCCCGCCCCGUAUCCAAGAGUCCCGGCGACGACGUGUUCACGGGCACCACCAACCAGUCGGCCGCGGUCAGCGUUCGCGUCACGUCCUUGGCAGCCGACACGAUGCUGGAACGCAUCAUCCGCGCCGUGUCGGACGCAAGUGGUCGCAAGGCCCCCAUCGAGCGUGCUGCCGAACGCCUGACGGGUGUGUUUGUCCCUGUCGUCAUCUACCUGUCCAUCAUCGUCCUGGCCGUCUGGCUCGGUGUGACGUUUGGCGGCAUCAUUGACCCGUCGCACUACCAUGGCUCGGGCGGGCGUGCAUUCUUCGCCCUCGAGUUUGCCAUUUCGGUGCUCGUCGUCGCUUGUCCGUGCGGUAUCGGCCUUGCCGUCCCCUGCGCCAACGCUGUGGGCAACGGUCUCGCAGCUGCGGCGGGUAUCCUUGCGUCUGGCGGCGGCGAGGCGUUCACCGCCGCUACAAAGGUCACCACCAUUGCGUUUGACAAGACGGGUACCCUCACUGUCGGCCGGUCGGUCGUUACCGACGAGUAUUUCCCCUCGGAGCUGCCCGUCGACCGGAGCGUGAUUGAGCGCGCGACGCGCGACGUCGAGGCACAGAGCACGCACCCGCUCGCGGUGGGUGUGGUCGAGCACCUCAAGCUCAAGGGCACCGACGCGCGCGUGAGCAUCACCGAGAGCGCCGAGAUUGCCGGCCGCGGACUGCGCGCCACGCUCAGUGUGGUCGACGCAGACGCCCUCGAGCUGCUGGUGGGCAACUCGGCCCUGCUGGCCGAGAAUGGCGUCCACCUCUCCCCCGCCGAGCAAGAACGCGUGGAGCAGUGGACGAGCGACGCCAAGUCGGUCGUCCUCGUCGCUGCCCGCGUCCUGGCCGCCGCUCCCUCGUCGUCCACCGCUCCGUCCCUCCUUUUCUCCGCCACAGCCCCCUUCGCCCUCGCGGGCAUGUACGCGCUCUCGGACCCUCCACGCGAGACCACCGCGGGCGUCCUCGCCACGCUGCGCAAGCAGGGAUACCGCCUGGUCAUGCUCUCGGGCGACAACGCCGGCACGGCGUCGGCCGUCGCGCGCAUGGUGGGCAUCGAGUCCGAGGACGUGUUCGCCGGCGUCGGGCCCGAGGGUAAAGCCGACGCGAUCCGGACCAUGCAGGCGCGCACGCACGCUGUGAAGAAGCGCGCGUGGCUGCCGUGGUCGGCCACAGUGGACCGCAACGACGUCGUCCUCUUCGUAGGCGACGGGCUCAACGACGCCGUCGCGCUCGCGGCGGCGGACGCGUCCGCGGCCAUGGGCCACGGGUCGCAGGCCACGCUGGCCAGUGCCGAUUUCGUCCUGCUCUCAUCCGACCUGGCGGCCUUGCCGGUCCUACUGCGCCUCAGUAAGAAGGUGCGCACGCGCCAAUGGCUCAACCUCCUCUGGGCGACGCUGUUCAACACCGUCUGCAUGCCCAUCGCCGCUGGCGUCCUCUUCCCCGCUGGCCUGCGCCUCAGUCCCGUGUGGAGCGCGGUGCUCAUGGCCCUCAGCAGCGUCAGUGUCGUGCUGAGCAGCCUGGCACUCCGGUGGGGUCUGUAG